AUGUUGGCUCUCCGAUUCCACGGCAAUAGAGACCUGCGCGUCGAUGAAAUCCCCAAACCCGAGCUGAAACCGGGAUGGGUUUUGGUGAAGAAUGCGUGGGCUGGAAUUUGCGGGUCGGAUUUGCAUGAAUAUGUGAUUGGUCCCGCGAACAUGCCCGUCGAGCCGCACAUUCUCACGGGUGAAACUAUUCCGUCCGUCAUCGGUCACGAGUUUUCCGGCACGAUUGAAGCUGUGGGGGAAGGUGUCGACGAUCUCUCGCCAGGGCAGAAAGUGGCCGUCUUCCCGGUCCUCACCGACGGUACAUGCUACUGGUGUCAACAGAACACAUACGGCAUGUGCGAUAAAUGGGGGUUCCUCGGAUAUAGUGGCUGGGGUGGCGGGAUGGCGCAGUAUGUCUGUGUCCAGAGGAGGGAAAUUCACGUUAUACCCGACAGUAUCCCGUUGGAUGUCGCCGCACUGGUUGAGCCCCUCGCUGUAGGCUGGCAUGCCGUCAAGAAGAGCGCGGUGAAACCAGGCGACCUGUGUCUGGUGCUUGGAGCAGGUCCCAUCGGAUUAGCAGUGGUUCAUUGUCUGCGUGCUCAUGGAAUCGAAGCCAUCGUGGUUUCCGAGCCCUCUCCAGCGAGAGCUGCGCAAGCGGCGGAAGCGGGCGCACAGCAUGUCCUUAAUCCCAUCAAGGAAGACGUACCAGCGUUCUGCCAAACAUUGGGAGACAAACGGGGCGUUCACGCCGUCUUUGAUUGUGCUGGACUCCAACAAGCGUUCGACGUCGGGCUUGCUAGCGCACGGGGAAAAGGCCAAAUCCUGCAAGUCGCCAUCUACGAAGGGCCGCUGACCAUCAAGACGCCAAAUGUCAUCACGCGGAAACAGAUCAACCUCGUCGGCUCCAAUAUCUACACGCGCGAGGAAUUCCAAGAGGUCAUUGACGCCAUUGCAAGUGGUCAACUCAAGGAGCCCGAAAAAAUGAUCACCUCUAAAAUUCCCUUGAGGGAUGCUGUCUCCAAGGGGUUUGAGGAGCUCUUGAAAAAUAAAGAUCGGCACAUAAAGAUCCUAAUUGACCCGCAUGCAUAG
This is a messenger RNA of Fonsecaea pedrosoi CBS 271.37, 1068 nucleotides long. RefSeq names its product chlorophyll synthesis pathway protein BchC. Lineage: Eukaryota; Fungi; Ascomycota; Eurotiomycetes; Chaetothyriales; Herpotrichiellaceae. The transcript is spliced from 5 exons. The record is from RefSeq and is a predicted model, not a curated record. Gene Ontology annotation, cellular component: cytoplasm. Gene Ontology annotation, biological process: butanediol biosynthetic process. Gene Ontology annotation, molecular function: zinc ion binding; (R,R)-butanediol dehydrogenase activity. Bases 1 to 1068 code for a protein of 355 amino acids.